UAUUUUAUUUAAAAUUGUGUACGGUGGUUUUUGAUAUGUUUUUGCCUGAAUUGAAUAUUGUAUUGUCUAUUUAUUGUUACAAAAAAGAAAAGCUACACAAGCAGAGAGAGAAGCGCAAGAGAGGAGGACGCGCCAUAUAAUAAAGAUCUGUUUGUUAACAGAUAUUUCGGUGUGUGUUGUUUCGCCUCAGCAGCAUGGCUGUGGUCAUCCGCUUGCAGGGUCUCCCGAUAGUGGCGGGGACCAUGGACAUACGCCAUUUCUUCUCUGGAUUGACCAUCCCGGAUGGUGGGGUGCAUAUUGUAGGGGGUGAACAUGGUGAGGCUUUUAUUGUUUCCGCCACAGAUGAAGAUGCCAGGCUUGGCAUGAUGCGUACAGGGGGAGCAAUCAAAGGUUCAAAAGUGUCACUUUUGCUGAGCAGCAAGACCGAGAUGCAGAAUAUGAUUGAGCUUAGCCGCAGGCGUUUUGAAACUGGCAAUGUAGGGGGAGGAGCAGGAAAUGGUAGCAGGCCAGGUCCCCCCGUCAACACAUGUGGGAGGGGCAGUUUACCCAACACUUUAAAAGGGUUCAGCAACACCAGACCAGCCACCGUCACCACAGCUGCCUCUGCACAUGAAACCAUAAGCAACAAAAAUGUGUCCACGUUUGCCACCACUAGCAUGGGAAACAUGCCCCCCAGUUUCAGCAACAACUUCAGCAGCCCAAAUCUCACCAUGGAAUCCAGUAUGAGAACAGCCAUGUCCUCCCUCAACUCUGUACCACCACCUAUCCACCCUUUGAAAACCAUGCCAUCCCUGCCACCCAUGCCUUCCAUACCCCCCAUGCCACUUCCACCACCAGUGUCCUCUGUGCCUCCUGUUCCCACUGUUUCACCUUUAACCCAAGGCCCCCCUGUCCUUCCCAUGAGUCUGUCCCACAUGGGCUCAAUGCCACCAUUCAACCCAGGUGUCCCACCCCCUAGUGGACUGGCCCCAAAUCACAUGUUUGUUGACCAUAUGAACCCUCUGUUAAAUCUCCAGGCACAGAUGAAGGCAGCAAUAGGUAAUUCAGAUGAGUUAUAUGUCCACCUUCAAGGGCUGCCCUUCUCAGCUAGUGAAAUGGAUAUUAGGGAGUUUUUCUGUGGGUUAGGGGUGGACUCCAUCCGACUGGUCAGGGACAACUUUGGCCGGAGUUGCGGCAGGGCACUGGCCAAGUUCUUUUCCCCUCAGGACACUUUUGACGCGCUCAAAAGAAGCAGCGGAAUGUUAAGGCAGAGGUUCGUGGACAUCUCUCCGGCCACAGAGAGCCAGUGGAUGAGCGUCAGCAGUGAUGGCAACGGGGUUGGAGGGCAAGCCCACUCAAAAUCCAGUAAUGUUCCCCAAGACCACCACCGCCGCAGCAACAUGAGUUCAGCGUCUCCUUCAACCAGAGAUCAUGCAAGGUCUCGCUCCCCUCACAACAAGGAGUUCUGUGUUUACCUAAAAGGCCUGCCCUACGAAGCAGUAAAUAAACAGAUCUGUGAGUUCUUCAAAAACCUGGACAUUAAGGAAGACCGCAUUUACAUUGCUUAUGGACCCACUGGCCGAGCUAUAGGUGAGGGCUUUGUCCAGUUAAAAAAUGAAAUUGAUUACAAGGUUGCCCUCAGCUGUCACAUGCAGUAUAUGGGAAGCCGAUUCAUACAAGUUCACCCCAUCAGUAAGAAAGCUAUGUUUGAAAAGAUUGAUUCCAUUCGUCAAAGGAUGCAGGGUGUUGAUAAGAAAAACUCUGAAUCAGGCAAGAGCCCUAGAAACUGUGCACACAUCUCAAAUAUUCCAUAUAAUGUGUCAAAGGAAGAUGUCCAUCUGUUUCUGGAAGGCAUUGCGAUAGUUGAAGAAAGUCUUAAAGUUCUGGUUGACAGCAGUGGUAAAGGUCUAGGUCAGGCUGUUGUGCAGCUCAGGGUAGAGGAGGAUGCGCUAAAUGCUGAGAGACUACACAGGCAGAAGUUAAAUGGCAGAAAUGCCUUUGUGCAUUUGGUCACCUUUGAGCAGAUGAAGGAAAUCGAGAGAAACCCACCACAGGUUAAGAGAGGCCAGAAAUUUGAAGGGAACUCUCAAGGCCAGGCACACGGCCAUGCUCAGGCACAGAAUCCUAUUCAAGCCCAAGCUCACCCCUUUGCCGGUAUAACAGGAGAAGAGUUGAACUUCAUCAGAAACACUGUUGGCAAUUUAGGCAAUGGUCCUUUUCCUCAAUUUACUGUCCCAGGUAAUGGACUAGUGGGCCCUCCUCCACCCCCAUUUGCAGCAAGUCCAGAGAAUGUAGCCCUUAGCAUUCCCCCACCCAUGGUUGCCGGUCACUUGCCUGGAGCAGUUCCGACACCCCCAAGCUUCCGACCAGGUAGCAACAAUGGCCCACCUGGCUUUGGACCAGAGGGCUUGAGGGGCAGGCCACCUUUUGACAACGGCUCUCGAAAGAGCGGAGGCCAUAACAACCGAGGAAGUGGCCAAGGGCGUUCAGAAGUGCGCCCUCAGUCAACCAGAGGCCCUGGUAACCAUCGUGGACCAACCAUUGUAAAGAUCCAAAACAUGCCUUUCACCGUAACAGUCGAUGAGAUCCUAGAUUUCUUUCAUGGGUAUCAAGUGCUGCCUGGUUCAGUCUGUCAGCAGUUCAGUGAAAAGGGCCUGCCCACUGGUGAGGCAAUGGUUGCCUUUGAGUCACACGAGGAGGCAUCAUCUGCUGUCAUGGAUUUAAAUGAUAGGCCUAUUGGGGCUAGGAAAGUGAAAAUAACCCUAGGAUAAGACUCCAAUGUUCCCCUCUACCAAUAAUGAUUAAGUGACACAUCUGGUUUCAUUAAUGCAAAAGUAAGAACUUGCAUUUAGGAUUUAGCAUUUAAGCUCCCAACUAUCUUUAGCUCCUUUACCAAAGUUAUCAAGUUGUUAGUAGCGUAAGAAUAAAAUGGCACGCUGCUAUAUUGAUUUGAUGUAUAAUAUGAUAACUAAAGUGGGAUGUUUGGAUUUUCAAAAUGGCAAAAAGCCAACUGUUGCCAUGUUGAUGUAGCUUGAGUCCAAUCAUAUUUAGAGUAAGAGCCUUGAACGAUAUGGUUGGAUUAAGAGGAUAGUCUUAUUGCUGUGCUGAGAUGUCACUUUCACUUGGAAGCAUGUAUUAUUUUCAAAUUCCCUGACACGUUUUGUGUUCUUGUAUUUCUUCCAUAGAUUUAACAUUCUCUUUGUGAUGAUUUUCUAAAGGGGGUACUUGCCAAAUGCUGCAAUGCAUGGUGUUAGUACAGAGAACACUCAUUGUGUCAUGGUUAAAGCAUUUGCUUAUUUGCUCUUUGCUGUUUUUCACUGUUAGUAAAUGCAAAUCUCAAUGUUGUUGCUAGCUAUGUUAUAUGAUAAAUUGUACUGCUUGUUCCUGAGAAAAAAGAUGUUGAACAUUGCAUUUGGUUUAAUGGUCUGCAGAGCUCUUUAGAACUUUUUGUAUCUGCCAACGUCCCCCUGCGAUAUACUCUUUUUGAAUUUGAGCUGUUUUGCAAAGAUGUAAAUACUAUUUGGAAUGUUUUAGUUUUGUAGUGUUGUCUAACAAGAGACACUUAAGUUUUAUAUUUUUGGGGACGUUCCAGCUUAUUUCACAAGUGUGUAUAUACUGUUUAGCGUACACUUUUGUCAAUAAAAUGACAUUCCUGACAGAUUUACAAGCCA
Molecule: messenger RNA, 3650 nt
Organism: Salmo salar (Atlantic salmon)
Lineage: Eukaryota; Metazoa; Chordata; Actinopteri; Salmoniformes; Salmonidae
Product: RNA-binding protein 12
Molecular function (GO): RNA binding
Source: RefSeq, a predicted model, not a curated record